Talaromyces proteolyticus is the source of this 1073-nucleotide messenger RNA. RefSeq names its product putative ubiquitin conjugating enzyme. The coding region runs from base 241 to 981 and encodes 246 amino acids. NCBI's taxonomy places the organism in Eukaryota, Fungi, Ascomycota, Eurotiomycetes, Eurotiales, Trichocomaceae. The transcript has 3 exons. Gene Ontology annotation, molecular function: protein binding. The record is from RefSeq and is a predicted model, not a curated record.
UGAGUUACAACUUCUUUGGGCUGAUUUGGAUAUCUCGCUUGCUGCCUGUUUGUCUACAUCUUGCCGACACCUUUCGCAGCCUAGCCCCCCACUCUCGUCCAAAUAAUCAACAGGAACGUCCAUAAUCAUCUCCGCCUCCUUAUAAUAGCUACCUCUUCCCACGGAACCUUUCUUUCCACUUGCUUCACAGAUAUCCUAAUACGUCACAACAACUCGAGUGCUAACCAGUUGACUGCCGCCAUGGCUUCGAAUCGAAACCGACGUAUUGCGAAGGAAAUCGCCGAUAUCCUUAAUGAUACUCACUCCCAAGUGACCGCAGAACCUGUAGGUUCAGAGGAUGACUUGACGCAUCUCCGAGGGUCUUUUCGUGGCCCACCCGGAACACCUUACGAAGACGGCACCUUCUUUGUUGACAUCAGAAUACCGACUGAGUAUCCUUUUCGACCGCCUGUCAUGAAAUUCGAGACCAAGGUUUGGCAUCCGAACGUCAGCAGCCAAACUGGCGCGAUUUGCCUUGACACUCUUUCUUCUGCUUGGUCUCCCGUUCUCACGAUAAAGUCUGCUCUCCUCUCGCUACAGUCCCUUCUCAGCACACCGGAACCCAAGGACCCUCAAGAUGCGGAGGUUGCCAAUAUGCUUUUACGGAAGCCCAAAGAAUUCGAACGUAUGGCAAGGGAAUGGGCAAUAAAAUAUGCUGGCGCCCCCAAGAAACAAGUCGCGGAGGGUAGUGGAGGUGCGACUGAUGCAUCCAUCAGAGAGCAAGAACGAAAGGCUAGGGAAGAUGAGGAGCGCGACGCUCUUGCUGCAUACGAUGGAUAUAACAAAGAUCUUGUCGACCGGUUCUGCGGUAUGGGAUUCGAUGUUGAUCGAGUCGUGGCCGCUUUCAAAUAUGUUGGCAUUGACCGCAACGAAGGCGAGGAUUAUGAGCUUGAAGGAGAAUAUGUAGGCGAUAUUACUGCGCACCUUCUAGGUGAGCCAUGAUUUACGCAUUUAUGGGACCAUUGCAUUAGCAUCUCUGUGGUAAUUGGUGGUUGAAUGAGCGUAUGGAGCCCGGCGAAUUCAGAGUUUUUUGA